This is a messenger RNA of Nematolebias whitei (Rio pearlfish), 2766 nucleotides long. Its product is annotated as vacuolar protein sorting-associated protein 13B. The transcript has 17 exons. NCBI's taxonomy places the organism in Eukaryota, Metazoa, Chordata, Actinopteri, Cyprinodontiformes, Rivulidae. The record is from RefSeq and is a predicted model, not a curated record. Bases 1 to 2766 code for a protein of 921 amino acids.
AUGGCCAAGACUGCUUCAGAUUGUCAAACACCAUGCCAGGCCUCACAUUAUGGUUAUGCUGCCACCUUAUUCCCUCACACUAGAGCCAGGGUUCUGAAAGUUGUCACCAUGAUGAACAACAAAACUUUGCUAUGGAGGUCCAUGCUCAAAAUGUCUCUGACCUGCCGAAGUUUGUCCUUUGUUUGGGAGUUCACUGUUUGUUGGUACACUCAUGAAGAGCUUGCAAAGGAUGAUCAUGACAGUGGCUCUAGCUCUACCAAUCGCAGUAUCUCAGACAGCUCCAAGCUUUCAGCCAAGCCCCGUCGCAUCCAACAGGCAGCCCCUAGUGACCCGGACCUUCCCCCAGGUUAUGUGCAGAGCCUGAUUAGGCGUGUGGUGAACAACGUAAACAUUGUGGUCAACAACCUGAUCCUCAAGUAUGUUGAAGAUGAUAUUGUUCUUUCCGUCAACAUAACCUCAGCAGAGUGCUACACAGUGGAUGAUUUAUGGGAGAGGGCCUUUAUGGACAUCACUGCUUCAGAGCUAGUUCUGAGAAAAGUGAUCAACUUUUCAGAUUGCACCGUGUGCUUGGACAAGAGAAAUGCCAGCGGCAAGAUUGACUUUUACCAGGAUCCCUUGUUAUACAAGUGCUCCUUCAGAACACGACUGCAUUUUACGUACGAAAACAUCAGUUCCAAGAUCCCAUCUGUCAUCAAGAUUCACACGAUGGUGGAAAGCCUGAAGCUGUCCAUUACUGACCAGCAGCUGCCCAUGUUCAUCAGGAUUUUAGAGCUGAUCAUCGCCCUCUAUUAUGGGGAAAUAGGAGGACACAACCAGAAUGAGGGUGAAGAAGGAAUUGGUCAUGUCAGAGAUAGCGGAGCGAGUUCACCAGGGAUGGAUGUUGAAAUGGAAAGCUUGGGCUCCAGCCAGGACCUUUACAUGGAACCUGGGAGUCCCGAGGAAGUGGACCAGGGUUGGAUGUCCUGGGCUUGGUCCUUCGUCCCUGCCAUUGUAGGCGCAGAGGAGGAAGGAGAGGAAGGUCUUUACCCACAGAACGAAACUGGAGACAAUUCCAACAACCCCCAGCAGCACACGUGCAAAGACCCUGUUGUUUCUAUAGGUUUCUACUGCACUAAAGCCUCCGUCACCUUCAAGCUGACAGACUCCCAAUCAGAAAGCAGCUACUACAGUCCUCAGAAAGUCAAGUCCAAAGAAGUUCUGUGUCUGGAGCAAGAAGGAAUCACUAUCGAGGUGCUCAUGAUGGGAGAACCCUUCUUUAAUUGUCAGAUUGGCUUUGUGGGCUGCCGGGCACUCUGCCUGAAAGGCAUCAUGGGAGUUCUGGAUUUUGAAGAAAAUGUGAACAGACGUGAAGAGGAGGCAGUGUUCCUGUGCUGUGGAGAAAACCUGAGAAGUAAAGGGAUGACUUACCUGACCAACUCGCUUUUUGACUACCGCAGUCCAGAGAACAACGGAGUGAAAGCUGAAUUCAUCCUGGAUUCCACUAAUCACAAGGAGACCUUUACAGAGAUGGCAGGCAUGCAGCGCUUUGGGGCUUUCUACAUGGAUUAUCUCUACACAAUGGAGAACAGCAGCUCCAAAGGCUCUCAGGACUUUUCGGUGUUGAGCACUGAUGAAUUAUUGCCAAAACUUGAAGAGACUUCUAUUAAAAGACUGGUGGUGGGACCUCUGGACAUCCGGCUGCACAGUAGCUCUGUCCACCGCAUCCUCAAGAUGAUCACCUGUGCCAUGGAGCAUGAAUACGAACCCUACUGCAAACCAACUCAAGACAUUAUUGAGGUUUGCAACGUUGCAGCAACUCCAGAAGAGAUUUCACACUUAGAAGAGUUCAUCCCAGUCAGACUCAGCUGUCUCACUCUGCUCCAAGUGUCAGUCACCGUCUCCAUGGCAGAGUUCAACCUCCUUCAUGCACUCAUUCCAGUCAUCAUGGGACACAAGGCUUCAGCAGGCCUAGUCUCUGUGCCGGUGUUUCAGUCACAGCCACUCCUGCCCUCUGUACAGUUCCAGGUUGAAAGGGUAAAUGUUGAACACUCUGUGCCAAUGUAUGCUCCAGAACUGGUUGCUACUGUCAGCAGUCUAAGCCAGCCUCCCGACAACCUGCUGCAUCACUGUUAUUCACAUCUCUACCUCAAGGUGUUUGGAUUCCAGGCAGGCUUGACAUGCCAAGACAGCACAGGCUGCUUCUUACCGCCCAUCUCCAUCAUCCCCUCCUUCAGCACCGCAGUCUAUGGGAAGCUCAUUCAGACGCCUGCAUUGUGGAACAAAAGAUCAUCAGUCCCUAUGACAGAAUGCAUUUUUGAACUUCCUCACUUCACUAUUCAGGCUACAAGGGCCCAAACUUUCUUGCUCCAAGCGAUUUAUCAAAGCUGGACACACAGCAUGGUGAAUGGAUCCACUGUGGUGCUCAGUGAAAGUCUGCUUAACGAGGUGUUCAAUGUUUCAGGUGUGAAAUAUCCAGGCCCGUCACCGACUCUUGAAGGCUUGGUCCAAAACCUGGAGCUGAAGUUCUGCAGCCGUGCGAUGGUUAAAUGUGCCUCGGGAACUGUGGGAGCUGUAAAAGUGUGCGCCAGGACCCCAGGUUCAGGAGAAGGAGUAAAGGAAAAGUUGGUUCCUCUAAUCCAGGGCCCAUCUGACACCAAAGAGCUUCAUACGAGUCGCUGGCUGAAUGAGAUUCGCAAGCCUGAAUCUUUACUGGCUCCUGACCUGCUGGCAUUUUCUGUCCAAGUUCCUCAGCAAGGAGACGAUUGCAGGAACUCCGGUAAGAGCUGA